AUGAUAAAGCUUGGUAUUAUUUUUAUUGCAUUUAGAUAUGAAAGAGAAUUGCAUCCUACUCGUUGGAGUAGUAUACGUAAUGGUGCAAUAUUCGGAAUUUUUAUUGGAUGGCUUUCUCUGACAACCUAUUUGGUUUAUGCAAUUGCUUUUAUCUUUGGUUCUCUUCUUAUGUCAAACGAAGAUCAUCAUAGAUUAACUAUUAGUGAUAUUCUUAUCGUUGUCUCCGUCUUCUCACAAGGUUUUGCUUUCUUCGGUUUUCUUGGUCCUUUCUUUCAAUCGUUGGCAGAAGCUCGAGGUGCAGCAGCAUCAGUGUUUCGACUUAUUGAUGAGGGAAAAGACGAGAGUAUCAAUGAAAAAGAAGUAUGGCAAGAGGAUACAGAAGCGAUUUAUAAUAUCAAUGGUGAUAUUGAAUUUGACACUGUCAAUUUUAUUUAUCCAUCUCGUAAAGAAACACCAGUUCUGCGUAAUCUCUCUCUUAUUGCUCGUGCUGGUCAGAUAACUGCUCUCGUAGGUUUAAGCGGCUGUGGAAAGAGUACAUGUAUAUCACUGUUUCUUCGUUACUAUGAACCUUCAUCCGGUCGCAUAACGAUCAAUGGUCGGCCGAUAACCGAUCAUAAUGUCAAACAACUUCGACAACAUGUUGGAGUUGUUAGUCAAGAACCCAUUCUGUUUGGUAUGAGUAUUUAUGAAAAUAUUCGUUUUGGUAAAUUAAAUGCAACACGAGCAGAAAUUGAACAAGCAGCACAAGAAGCAAAUGCACAUAAUUUCAUCAUGCAAUUACCAGAUAAAUACGCAACACUUGUUGGCGAACGUGGUAUACAGUUGAGUGGUGGUGAAAAACAACGUAUUGCACUAGCUCGUGCUCUUGUCAAACAGCCUACAUUCCUUUUACUGGAUGAAGCAACAAGUGCACUUGAUAGUGUUAGCGAAAAAAUUGUUCAAGAAGCGCUCGAUCGAGCAUGCAAAGGUCGUACAACUGUUAUAAUUGCUCAUCGUUUGACUACAAUUCAAAAUGCUGAUCAAAUAUAUGUAUUAGAUAAUGGAAGUGUGAUUGAGCAAGGUACACAUGACACAUUGAUGACAAGAGAAGGAGGCAAAUAUCAAGCAAUGGUCAAAUGUCAAAAAAUGGAAAGAAUCGAUAAUGAUAAUGAUGACAUGAUGAGCAUACAAAUAGCAAGAGAAGAAGAUGAAAAGUUGAUAUGUAUGUUAAUAUUUUACUAG
Messenger RNA from Rotaria sp. Silwood1, 1221 nucleotides. Lineage: Eukaryota; Metazoa; Rotifera; Eurotatoria; Philodinida; Philodinidae. The record is from the annotation of a GenBank genome assembly.